GCCGAAGGAGUAAGCAAAGGCAACAUCAGGAGAAGCUUCGCUUCGGCGUGGAACCACUUUCCCCCUUCUCCCAUCCAAGGCGAUCGAACAAGCCCCAAACCCAACCCCAUCUCCUUCCCCGGCCUCUCUCGGCCGCCGCCGAUCCACCGGCGAUGACGCCAGGAAGCUCCGCCGCCGGAUCGGGCGUCGUCGUUCCUCGGAACUUCAGACUGCUAGAAGAGCUUGAGCGUGGGGAGAAGGGCAUUGGAGAUGGUACAGUGAGCUAUGGCAUGGAUGAUGCAGAUGACAUCUACAUGAGGUCAUGGACUGGCACAAUCAUCGGCCCACAUAACACUGUCCAUGAGGGUCGUAUCUACCAGCUGAAGUUGUUCUGUGACAAGGACUACCCUGAGAAGCCACCAUCUGUUAGAUUUCAUUCAAGAAUAAACAUGACAUGUGUUAAUCAUGAGACUGGAGCGGUUGACCCGAAGAAGUUCAGUGUGCUGGCAAACUGGCAGCGUGAGUACACAAUGGAGUACAUUCUAACCCAGCUCAAGAAAGAGAUGGCGUCACCACAGAAUCGCAAGCUAGUGCAGCCUCCAGAGGGGACAUUCUUCUGAAAAAGUGUUUGCUGGCCAUAUCGGGAUCCAACAGCAACAACUCCUGUGCAUCCAUGGUGACUCCAAAAAACAGCUUCGGCACCUUGUGCCUAUGAUUGAUUUCUAGUAUUGUGUGCCUACUAUCUGUUAACCACCUUGAUAAUGUAUCGGGUGAGCUUUGUUCCUUGUAAUUUGCCUGGUGGUUGCUAAUGGGAUGGAAUGAAACGGUCGUGAAGGAUGUGUAAUCCAAGAAAUUGCUGUUGGUCAAUUGCUGCUGUUUCUUGCAUA
Messenger RNA from Setaria italica (foxtail millet), 866 nucleotides. RefSeq names its product ubiquitin-conjugating enzyme E2 variant 1C. The record is from RefSeq and is a predicted model, not a curated record. Gene Ontology annotation, biological process: protein K63-linked ubiquitination; DNA damage tolerance. Gene Ontology annotation, cellular component: nucleus. NCBI's taxonomy places the organism in Eukaryota, Viridiplantae, Streptophyta, Magnoliopsida, Poales, Poaceae. Bases 153 to 599 code for a protein of 148 amino acids. The transcript has 4 exons.